Oncorhynchus kisutch (coho salmon) is the source of this 5347-nucleotide messenger RNA. RefSeq names its product immunoglobulin superfamily member 11. Bases 542 to 1957 code for a protein of 471 amino acids. The transcript has 8 exons. The record is from RefSeq and is a predicted model, not a curated record. Gene Ontology annotation, cellular component: cell-cell junction. Lineage: Eukaryota; Metazoa; Chordata; Actinopteri; Salmoniformes; Salmonidae.
AGUACGGGCGAGUUCUCGAUCAAGGUUCCAAAUAGAAUGCUGUACAGAAAAGGAGUGCAUGUUUAGCAUUGAGAACCAUGGGCCUGCCUUCUACAAGAAGAAACAAUUACCCUCUAAGAAAUUAUAAUGUUUCAUGUCUUCUGUGAAUUUGUAUCUACUACAGCAAGACUGCCGACAAUUUUCAGAACGUGCGUAAUUGAUUAAAUGGAAAAUGCUGUCAGCUGACAACAUAGUGCGAGUGUGCGACCAACAAAAACAACAACAUUGAAACGAAAAGAAAGGACGUCCAAGAAGAAGCAACGGUUUAGUGUGGUGUUAGACUAUAUGAUGAGAUGCAACCUUUUGUUGCUCUUUCUACUGUUAGAAAAUGUAACAUUUUAUUUUGCUACAUAAAAACGCAUCUGAUUAUCGCGUAAACCACUGGGACUGUAUUCAUGUAUGUUGUUUCGAGAGACCGUUACUUUCCAUCAAAUAAACUGUGAAAUAACGAUUUAUUCAGUCAAGAAGCCACACAAAACGACUUGCCAAGUACUUACGAACCAUGAUUAAAUUCCAUAAUUCGGACCUAUGGAUUGCUUGGCUGGUUUUAUUUUGCAUGGAAGGUUCAAGAUUUGAUCUGCACACAGGAACAGUGAGCGUGAGGGCAUUGGAUGUCACAGUGACCCAGAGCAGCAUACAGGUAGCCCGCGGCCAGGCGGCCAUCUUGCCCUGCUCCUUCUCCACCAGCGCUGCCCUCAACAACCUCAACAUUAUCUGGAUGGUCAUCCCGCUGUCCAAUGCCAAUCAGCCCGAACAGGUGAUCAUCUACCAAGGUGGCCAAGUGUUCAGUCUAGCCAACCACUUGAAUGGCCGGGUGGGUUUCGUGGCCACCAUGCCCAGCACAAGUGCCUCUAUCUUCAUCAACAACACCCAGCUGUCAGACACGGGGACCUACCAGUGCCUGGUCAACAACCUCCCCGACAGAGGGGGGCGCAACAUCGGGGUCAUCGGCCUCACCGUGCUGGUGCCCCCCUCGGUGCCUGCAUGCCGUGUCCAGGGCACACUGGACGUGGGCGCUGACAUCAUGCUGAUGUGCAGCAGCGAGGAGGGGAUCCCCACGCCCACCUACGCCUGGGAGAAGCUGGAGUCGCUGCCCAAGCUGCCCCACACCGCCAUGCAAGACCAGAUGCAAGGGACCGUAACACUGAGGAACAUCAGUACCAGUACCUCUGGUCUGUACCAGUGUACAGCCUCCAACGCCAUCGCCAAGAGCACCUGUCUACUCAACCUGCAGGUUGUGGCACCCCAGCCCCAGAGAGUGGGUCUCAUAGCUGGCACCAUCGCCACGGGCGUGCUGGCUGUCAUCAUCUGCUCCCUACUGGUGCUGGUGACACUCUUCUACUGGAAGAACAAGAACAAAUACGAGGAGGAGGAGAUACCCAACGAGAUCAGAGAGGACGACCUGCCCCCUAAGAGGUCGUCGUCAGUGAAAGCGUUUCACGCCGACGCCUCAUCCUCGGAGAACGACACCCUGACGUCCACCAACACCUACAACAGCCGCUAUUGGCACAACCCCAAGCCCAGCUACGACACCAACUCCUACACCCGCUACAAUGGCGACACACGCCAGACGUUCCCUACGGGGCAAGCGGGUCACACAGGUCAAACGGGGGGACAUGCAGCUCACACAGGACACGGGACACUGGCUCCGCCAGGCUCCGCCCCCCUGGCAUGUCAGUCCUACUCCAAUGGUAGCCACACCCUCCCCCCGCCCAAGACUCUGGUGGUCACCACCAACUCCGCCCCCUCCCCGCCCACCAUGGUGCGCAGCAAUGGCUCGGUGAGCCUGAAGCCCGUGACGGUGGCAUCACAUGGCGGGUACACGCACUCGUACGCCGUAAGCCAGGCCACGCUGGAGCGCAUGGGCGCCGUGCCCGUCUUGGUGCCAGCCCAGAGCAGAGCAGGCUCUCUGGUCUAAAGUAAACUCUUACUGGGUUGCACCAGCCUGCCUCCCCACUUCGUCUCUGUUUCUCCCUUUUUUUACUCAUUAAAUGGGAUUUUACAUUACCGACUUCAUCUAAUGCCAACGUCUCCAAGUACAGGAUCCCGUUUCAAAGCAGCACCAGGUGUUCUAUUCCUAUUGGUUGGUUUUGUAUCUCUUCUUGGGUAUGGUUUUCUCUCACUGGUUCCUUGCAUUAAAUGGCUGUAACCAGUGGGAUUAUCGUACAAAAGUCACACAUAAUCAUAUGACGUUUCAGGUGACUGUGACUGUGUGUUUUGGACUCAUCACGACAGUGAGCAUUAACCGUUUAAUCUCUGUGUUUUAACCACACCUAGACGCUCCGAGCCCUGCAAGUCCCAUAAAGAAGCAUCCGAACGAGCAUGUACUGUAUAUUCCAUUGAAAACAAACAACCCGGAUUCUUGCUAUUAUUUCAUAUCACUCAGCUAUUGCGGUGAUUAUAAUCGUUUUGUAUCUUUCUUUUUUUUUAAAUGACAGAUGUUCUUUGAUUCACUGUAGUGGUCUUAAAUGAACAGAACCAUAGUGGUGGAAAUGGCCUUAGAAGAGCAGAGAGUUACAGGGAUUUCUGGUGAAGUACCAAAUGGCAAAGACAACAGAAUGGCACAACACAGUAAGCUGAUCCUGUGACUGGACAGGGGGGGGUUUCUGAUUCUGUCCAUUAGCUCCGACUUCAACAUGUUCAUACGUUUUGUUUUGCACGGUAACACACUUUCAUCGAAAAGCUCCUCUGAAGUCAUGCCAUUACGAACAGUGUACACAGAUAUAUUUCUAUGUGUUCAUUAUGGAACGGUCUUACCUAUGCACCCCCCCCCCCCCCCCCCCGUUACCUCUACAGCGUUACAAAUGGAAGAGAUGGAGCCUCUCCAGCACAAACCGGUAAGGGUUCGGAAUUUACAUUGAUUAGGUCCAGUAUUGGUAACUAUGGUCUUACCUGAAGAUCCCAUUAUGCUAAAACACCUUUCCCUGAAACUUGAAUCUGCAGUUUGAGUCGUACUGACCGUGUUUUAUGGAAGUACGUGCUAUUGUCAACCUGCUAUUGAUUUGUUUUAACAAAACCCAAAUCUCACAUCAGUGUUGUUGGACAAGAAAACAUGUGGGAUAUCUUAUUUCAUACAUCCUUUCAGAAAAUGUAUAUUUAAAGGGGAUUUCCCUUGAGAAUGCUAACAAUCACUGUUUUGUACCUACUGGAAUUAUUGUAACUACUGGUAGGCUAGAUUGUGAAUUUAAGAAUAAUACUUUUUUUAAAAUUUUAUCUCCAAUGGAUGCAUAUUUUACAACUCAUGCGGCUUAAUUUAAGAGGUCUAUUCAUUUCUGUUAACAGACACUAAACUGGGUUUUGUAGGAUGUUGUAUUGCGUCUGUAAAGAAGGGAUGUCAUUUUUUAGGUGUCCUCUGUGGGUGAAGCUGCAUGUUUGGGCAGUGCAAUUCAUACAAAAUCACCGUAUCACCGAAACCCGUAUACUAAAAUGACUGUCUGUGUCUGUUGAUUGUAACAAUGAUUUAACAUACAUUUAAGGCAUACUCUACCAAUUGUUUUCCAGGGCACUUAGAUUUUUUUCACAGUUACAAAUUCCAGCAUUAAAAUAAGUUAACUUAAGUAUCCCCAAUGGUAGUUGAAAAUGAAAUGAAUACCACCUGUUAAUGAAAAAUCUAGGUUUGUUCCAGCAGUGUUGUAAUGUGUUGCUAUUGGAGGUAAGAACGCUUCGAGGACCAUCUUUUUUUAUAUACCUGAAACUAACUGCUGAUUUAGGUUUUUAUAUUCAUUUGACAAAAUGAUCUGUCCUGCUCUUUGCAUUUAAAGUCUUAUUAAUAUUGAACUUAAUCUCUCGCUCGAAAGACAAAUUGUUUUGAUAUUGUGUGAUAUUACAUUUAAAAAAUUGUACUAUUCAUUUCAACCAACAAAAAAACAACACUUACUCCUGAGGGAGAAAAAAAACGUCUCUUGUAUUUGGGGUCAGUAUUCUUUCUCAUUCAGUCUUUACAUAUACUGCACCCAAUAAUAGCUGUGGUCUCCACAGUAUGAAUUUGGCCAUUCAAUGUGCUCAAGUUAAGUGUUAUUGAAGUUAAUUGAAAUAUGCCCCAGUAAGAAGCCAUUAGACGUAUUCAAUUAAACCUCCUCAAGUAAAGCAAUAUGGAUGGUGAGCAGAACUUUCUAUCCUGAAGCAAUAAAGAUCAACCAGGUGAAGCACAUUAGGAGGACUGUUGAUGUGAAAGAUAGACCUUUAUCAAACGGUUCCUUUUCUGUCACUCACUCAGCUCAUUGGCUUAUGUGUUGUCUCAUUCCCUCCAUCAGGGAACCAAGAUUAUAUUCAUAACUUAAUCAUGCGGCCAUGAGACUAAAACACUGUUCAGUAUUAUCAGGUAAUACGCACAACUUUGGAGAGUAUUCUUUGAGUUUGUUUGGUGUUCAGAGACUUGUUUCAACGUCAGAGUGCAUCCAUAUGAUUUAUGUAUGUACUCUUUUAUGUACAGUGCCUUCAGAAAGUAUGCAUACUCCUCGACUUGUUACACGUGUUGUGUUUCAGCCUGAAUUGAUUGAAAAUGAAAUACAGAAAUAUCUAUUUACAUAAGUAUUCACCGCCCUGAGUCAAUACAUGUUAUAAUCACCUUUGGCAGUGAUUACAGCUGCCAGUCUUCAAGAGCUUUGCACACCUGGAUUGUUCAAUAUUUGCCCAUUAUUCUAUUGAAAAUUCUUCCAGCUCUGUCAAGUUGGUUAUUGAUCAUUGCUACACAGCCAUUUUCAAGUUUUGCCAUAGAUUUUCAAGCAGAUUUAAGUCAGAACUGUAACUCGACCACUCAGGAACAUUCACUGUCUUCUUGGUAAGCAACUCCAGUGUAGAUUUCUGGCCUUGUGUUUUAAGUUAUUGUCCUGCUGAAAGGUUAAUUAUUCUCCCAGUGUCUGGUGGAAAGCAGACUGAACCAGGUUUUCCUCUGGGAUUUUGCCUGUGCUCGGCUCCAUUCCAUUUCUUUUUUAUCCUGAGAAACUCCCUAGCCCUUAAUGAUUACAAGCAUACCCAUAACAUGAUGCAGCCACCACUAUGCUUGAAAAUAAUGUGUUGUAUUGGAUUUGCCAAAAACAUAACACUUUGUAUUUAGUAUAAAAAGUUAAUUGCUUUGCCACGUUGCAGUAUUACUUUAGUGCUUUGUUGCAAACAGGAUGCAUGUUUGGAAUAUUUGUAUUCUGUACAUGCUUCCUUCUUUUCACUCUGCCAAUUAGGUUAGUAUUGGGGAGUAACUACAAUGUUGUUGAUCCAUCCUCAGUUUUCUCCCAUCACAGCCAUUAAACUCUGUAACUGGUUUAAAGUCACCAUUGGUCUCAUUGGGAAUGCUCUGAGUGGUUUCCUGCCU